Messenger RNA from Trematosphaeria pertusa, 616 nucleotides. RefSeq lists its product as uncharacterized. NCBI's taxonomy places the organism in Eukaryota, Fungi, Ascomycota, Dothideomycetes, Pleosporales, Trematosphaeriaceae. Bases 91 to 480 code for a protein of 129 amino acids. The record is from RefSeq and is a predicted model, not a curated record. The transcript has a single exon.
GCCAUGUGAUCACAAUUUCCCCACCUCCUCUGUUAGAGCGUCCUGAUGAUUCGUCUCUAUCUCUGUAAUACGAGUUAAGAAAAUCCUAUCAUGAAUCAGAGUGCGUCAUCACUUUCGUGCGCGGUAAGCGUGAAAGGACUCCUGCCGAGAGGAACCUAUCAAAUGUGCGGUGAGCGGGAUCGCAUUCGGACCCCAUUAUGCAAGCCGCCGCACGUGGCAGCUGUUAUAUGCAUGCAGUGCCACCCGAGAGCCAGGCUCAGAGCUUGCCGCUCUUAUCGUAGUAAUAACUGCUGCUAUUGUCCCAAAAUCGGGCUCCAGUCUUACAUGACGCGGCGCCUUUGCUUUAUCCAGUUCGUUCAUCACACACCGCGUACGUUUGUUACACAAUUUAGCUUGGUCAUAAUCUGGGGCUUCUUCGUCAUCUUUUCGUGGAUUCGUUUAUUGUGGAGUUUGAGUAAAAGGCGCGAGUGGAUUGCGUGAAUCACGUGCGGGGUCGUUGCACCGUCGAUUAUUCGUCUCUGUGCCCUAGGAACAAUUUGAACUUACUCCAAGGGCGAUUUCAUAGAUUACGCUCUCGACACUAGCUCAGAUUCAGAUGGGAAAGCCAGGCAUGAAU